AUGUCCAUCCAGCGACUCUUGUACGCCAGGUCCUAUUACUGGAAAUACCUUGUGCUUGCCUGGCUCUUGUGCAUGAGUGUGUGGUGGUUUUCAAUCAGGCCCCAUGACACUGGCUACAUUCCCUCGACAAGCAAGGAAUCUCUCACCCACAAGGAGCUCUUCAAGGUGUUUUCCAUGUAUCACAAAAGGCAUCCCACCAUGUCCCACAUCACCACCAGAUCAUCUGCCUAUGACGAGGUGCUCAACUCCAUCAGCAUGUACGACUUCUUGAAGAAGCACCUGUUCGACGAUCGCUGUCUGAUUUACUUCAAUCACUUGGAGAAGAGCAAUCCUGACUGGUUGAUCAACCCUCACGAGCAGAUCUCCUACGACAAGACGGCGUUUCAGCUGUUCGAGUCGUUCGAAAAGUCGAAGAUGGAUGAGCACAAUAAGGACGUCAAAGCCGCCGAAUCAGAUGGAAGAGACCCUCCUGACCCUCCAACAGAGAGUGACAUGCGUAUCCAGUACAAUAAACUCUGGAAGGAGGUGGAGAGCUCCGAACAGAUAUUGCAUGACUUUUUGGCCCAUGUCAGAAUCUUUGAUAAGUGCUACAUUCAGUCACAGGAUGCAACCAUACUGCGUAAUGACACAGCAUAUGUCAAGAGACAGCGCUAUUUCUUGAAACACAACGUCGAUUACUUGGCAGACCCAGACGAAGUGGUGGAUGGCUCUGUUUACCGUAAUAAGCUUCUGUGUUCCCAGGUUGAGACAAAAGUGUUUCCAUGGUUGACGAUGCAGUAUCCAACCUUUACUCGUGCCAACGGCGAAAAGUCUUACUUCCCUGGGAAUGAUUAUAGAAUCCAUGAAAGUCGUGGGUGUUUUCUCAAUGAGUUCAAAAAAAGACUUAAUGGUAAAGGCAUUGUGAUGACUUUCAACAAUGACCAAGUCGACGAUGCAAUUCGUCUUAUAAAGGUGCUUCGUUACUUGGGAAAUAAGUAUCCUAUCCAAAUUGUUUAUCACUCCAACCUUAGUGACUUGUCCAGACAGCAUAUUGUGAAAGCUGCAAAAAUCAAGUUCGAGAGGUACCCAACACAGGAUGUUUGGUUCGUGGAUGCAAGCCCAGCAGUUGAACCAGAGUUUUUGAAUAGGUUCAAUGGCUUUGCCAACAAGAUUUUGGCGACUUUGUUUAACUCAUUUGCGGAGAUGAUUUUCUUGGACGCGGACACAAUUCUUUUGCAGUCGCCAGAUUAUUUAUUCACGCUCCAAAAGUACAUCAAUUCGGGAACGAUGUUUUACAAGGAUCGCUCUACAUUUAAUUUUCGGGAAAGAGAGAACUCUGUGUUGUUUCACAAGCUAAUGCCGUCGCUCGAUGACGCUGUCGUGUUCAACAUCAAUCAAAUUCAGAACAAAACCUUGAAUAACGAGUUUUUUCUUGGUUUUGAGAACUACAUGGAGAGUGGCCUCGUUGUCAUAAACAGGAAGAAGCAUUUCAUUCAGCCGUUUAUGAUGUCAGUCUUGAAUUUCUAUCACCCAAUCACUGCGCGUCUUUAUGGUGACAAGGAAUUAUUUUGGCUUUCUCUCGUGCUUGCGGGCGAUGAAAACUAUGAGUUUGACGACAACUUUGCUGCUGCAGUUGGUGAGAUCACUCCAGAGACAGAGCGUCAUAAGGACGUGAACCAAGUCAAAAGCUUCCGAUCUAAGGAACUCUGCUCCUGUCAUCCAAGCCACAUCAGUGACACAGACAAUCAGACGCUUGUCUGGUUCAACUCUGGAUUCCGAUUUUGUGGUAACGUUGACAAAGGCGCCAAUCUAAAGGACGAGUUUGAGAGCAAGAAGCGUUUCAGUCAUCUAAAGACACUCGAGGCAUUUGAGACAUUUUUCAGAUCAAAGAUGAGGAUUACCCAUGCCAUCAUUCCUCCGUUUGAUAGAAACCGUAAGAAAGCGGUAAACGUUGAACAUGAGCCUGAGGCUGCUUGGCACAUGAUGAACUAUUGUAAAAACUAUCUUUGGUGUGCCUACUCAUCCCUUGGCGGCUACUAUAAGGAAGAUGGCGAGACCAAGAGCAAUGUUAUAGAGGGCAGAAUCAUCAAGUUUACGGAUAAGCAAAUCGAAGAAAUUGACAAAAUCGGUGACAUUUGGAUGAUGGAUACAGGGUUGAUGGUAGCUGCAUAA
Molecule: messenger RNA, 2151 nt
Organism: Candidozyma auris
Lineage: Eukaryota; Fungi; Ascomycota; Pichiomycetes; Serinales; Metschnikowiaceae
Product: alpha-mannosyltransferase
Exons: 1
Coding region: 1-2151 (716 amino acids)
Biological process (GO): protein O-linked glycosylation
Cellular component (GO): Golgi apparatus
Molecular function (GO): alpha-1,3-mannosyltransferase activity
Source: RefSeq, a predicted model, not a curated record